Messenger RNA from Clunio marinus, 930 nucleotides. The record is from the annotation of a GenBank genome assembly. Lineage: Eukaryota; Metazoa; Arthropoda; Insecta; Diptera; Chironomidae.
AUGAGUUAUUUUCGUUGGUUAAGGCUUAAUUCAUUUCUUGUGAAAGUAAAAGGAAAACUUGUAUUGAAAUCUUUUAGCAGAUUCUCUCAACCAAACUGCAGAACUCAGAAACUAAAAGCUAUCAAUUAUUUCUCGGAAACGAACCUGAAAUGGUCAUCGUCACAAUUUUUUUUGGAUAAAAUCGACAACUUUCAAGGAUGUGAAAUUAUAUUUGGAGGAUUCUUUCGCUUCCCUACUGCUUAUGGGGAAUUACAAGAGAAUAAAACAAUUAAAAUUACAGGAUAUCAUGUUGAUUUAAUUAACAUUAUUGCACCAUAUGCUAAUUACAAAGUUAAUAUCAGUUUCUUCAAGAAGGUUUCUUCAGGAAGAAAAAAAAAUAUAAGUCCUGAUGUUUUUAUUUCAUCCCUUCUGUUACAUGGUACAAGAAACAGAGAACAUAAUUUUAAUACGCCCACACAAGCAAUUCAUUACGAAUUGAUUCGAAUUAUUGUGCCACCAAGAGAAUCAUACACAUCAUUUGAGAAAUUGUUAUUGGCAUUCGAUAAACCAGUGUGGAGUUUAAUAAUAAUAACAUUUGCUUUAGCUUUCAUAGUAAUCAUCAUAUUACGAUUUUGUCCUCGAUUUAUCAGAGAGUUUGUCAUUGGAAGAAACGUCAAAGAACCAGCUUUGAAUGUUAUUAUAGCAUUUUUUGGACUUGGACAAACGAUUUUGCCACGACGAAAUUUUGCAAGAUUUCUUCUGAUAAUGUUCAUUCUAUACAGUUUGAUCAUUCGAACAGCUUACCAAGGAAAAAGCUUCGAAUUUCUCCAGAAAGAUAUGAAAAGAAAAGGAGUUCAAACUGUCAAGGAUUUAUUUGAUAAGAAUUAUACGAUUUACACUAAUAAAUUUCUACAAACCGAAUGGAAAACUGCUGACAUAAUAAAACAGUAA